Rattus rattus (black rat) is the source of this 3645-nucleotide messenger RNA. RefSeq names its product XPC complex subunit, DNA damage recognition and repair factor (gene Xpc). Gene Ontology annotation, molecular function: damaged DNA binding; single-stranded DNA binding. NCBI's taxonomy places the organism in Eukaryota, Metazoa, Chordata, Mammalia, Rodentia, Muridae. Gene Ontology annotation, cellular component: nucleus; cytoplasm; XPC complex. The transcript has 16 exons. The record is from RefSeq and is a predicted model, not a curated record. Gene Ontology annotation, biological process: nucleotide-excision repair; mismatch repair. Bases 68 to 2869 code for a protein of 933 amino acids.
GCGGAGCCGGCACGCGGAGACUUUCGGCAGUCCUGCGCGGUUGUCUGGAGGAACGCCUCUGGCUAGCAUGGCCGGAAAGCGUACCGCAGGCGGAAAGCGGAGGAAGCGCGGCCAGGAAGCCGAGGACAACAAAGCAACCCGGCCUGAGGAGAGCGAUGCGGACGACUUUGAAGAUGAGAAACAGAAACCCCCAAGGAAGUGCUUUCUCCCGAAAGUUUCCCAAGGAAAGAGGAAGAGAGACUGCAGUGAUCCAGGGGACCCCACAAAUGGUGCAGCAAAAAAGAAAGUGGCCAAAGCCACCACUAAAUCCAAGAAUCUCAAGGCUGUGAAGGAGGAAGCACUCAGCAACGACGAGGAUGAUUUCCGGGACUCAUCGAGCGACUGCAGGAAGGCAAAGAAACAUCCCAAAAGAGAGGUGGUGGACCAAGGCACCGAUGAAGAUGACAGCGAGGAUGACUGGGAGGAGGUGGAAGAACUUACUGAGCCGGUGCUGGACAUGGGAGAAAAUUCUGCCACCUCGCGGUCUGACCUGCCUGUGAAGGCAGUGGAGAUAGAAAUUGAAACACCAGAGCAGGCGAAGGCACGGGAAAGAAGUGAGAAGAUAAAGGUGGAGUUUGAGACAUACCUGCGGAGGAUGAUGAAGCGUUUCAAUAAGGAAGUGCAGGAGAACAUGCACAAGGUUCACUUGCUGUGCCUGCUGGCCAGUGGCUUCUAUCGAAAUAGCAUCUGCCAGCAGCCAGAUCUGCUGGCCAUCGGCCUCUCCAUCAUCCCUGUUCGCUUUACCAAGGUGCCACUUCAAGACCGGGAUGUCUACUACCUUUCAAACCUGGUAAAGUGGUUCAUUGGAACCUUCACUGUCAAUGCUGACCUUUCAGCCAGUGAGCAGGACAGCCUGCAGACGACCUUGGAAAGGAGGAUCGCCAUUUACUCUGCAAGGGAUAAUGAAGAGUUGGUCCAUAUAUUUCUUCUGAUUCUUCGGGCUCUGCAGCUGCUCACCCGGCUGGUCUUGUCUCUGCAGCCCAUUCCACUGAAGUCAGCUGUGGCAAAGGGGAAGAAAUCUUCCAAGGAGACAUCUUUAGAGGGUCCUGGAGGCUCUUCAGAACCUUCUAGUAACAUUCCAGAAAGCCACAACAAACCUAAGACCAGCAAAAGAAUCAAACAAGAAGAAACCUUGUCUGAAGGCAGUGGCAAGGCAAAUGCCAGAGGAAAGAGAGGCACUGCCACCUCGGGCAGCAGGCAGCGGAGGAAGCCCUCCUGCAGCGAGGGAGAGGAGGACGAGCAGGAAAUCCAGAGCCAUCCACGUGCCCGGAAGCGGCGUGUGGCUGCCAAGGUGUCUUACAAAGAGGAGAGUGAGAGCGAUGGGGCAGGCAGUGGCUCUGACUUUGAACUGUCCAGUGGGGAGGGCCAGCAUUGCUCUGAUGAGGAUUGUAAGCCUGGCCCUCGCAAGCAGAAGAGGGCCUCAGCUCCUCAGAGGACAAAGGCUGGGUCUAAGAGUGCUUCCAAGACCCAAAGUGGGAGCCAGAGGGAGCCGCCAAGCUUUUCAGUGGCCUCUUCAAGCUCUUCAGCCUGCAAGCGAGGCAAGAAGGUUUCCUGUGGUGGUGAAGAGACAGAAGACAGAAAAGCUGCUGGUGUAGACCAGUGGCUCGAGGUGUUCUGUGAGCCGCAGGCAAAGUGGGUGUGUGUGGACUGUGUGCAUGGUGUGGUGGGCCAGCCUGUGGCCUGUUACAAAUAUGCCACCAAACCCAUGACCUAUGUUGUAGGCAUUGACAGUGAUGGCUGGGUCCGAGAUGUCACUCAGAGGUAUGACCCAGCCUGGAUGACAGCAACCCGCAAGUGCCGGGUUGACCCUGAGUGGUGGGCUGAGACUUUGAGACCCUAUCGGAGCCCACUUUCCGAGAGGGAGAAGAAGGAAGACCAGGAGUUUCAGGCAAAGCACCUGGACCAGCCUUUGCCCACCUCCAUCAGUACAUACAAGAACCACCCUCUGUAUGCCCUGAAGCGCCACCUCUUGAAAUUCCAGGCUAUUUACCCUGAGACAGCUGCGGUCCUUGGGUAUUGUCGUGGAGAAGCUGUCUAUUCCAGGGAUUGUGUGCAUACCUUGCAUUCCAGGGACACGUGGCUGAAGCAAGCAAGAGUGGUGCGGCUUGGAGAAGUGCCCUAUAAGAUGGUGAAAGGCUUCUCUAACCGUGCCCGGAAAGCCCGGCUUUCGGAGCCCCAGCUGCAUGACCACAAUGACUUGGGCCUCUUUGGUCACUGGCAGACAGAAGAGUAUCAACCUCCGGUGGCUGUAGACGGGAAGGUGCCCCGGAAUGAAUUUGGGAAUGUGUAUCUCUUCCUGCCCAGCAUGAUGCCUAUCGGCUGUGUCCAGAUGAACCUACCCAACCUGCACCGCGUGGCCCGCAAGCUGGGCAUCGACUGCGUGCAGGCCAUCACUGGCUUCGAUUUCCAUGGAGGCUAUUGCCACCCAGUAACUGAUGGCUACGUUGUCUGUGAGGAAUUCAGAGAUGUGCUGCUGGCUGCUUGGGAGAAUGAACAGGCCCUCAUUGAAAAGAAGGAGAAGGAGAAAAAGGAAAAGCGGGCACUGGGGAACUGGAAGCUGCUGGUCAGAGGACUGCUCAUCAGAGAGAGGCUGAAACUCCGCUACGGGGCCAAGAGUGAGGCAGCAGCUCCCCAUGCAAAUGCAGGAGGCGGACUCUCUUCUGAUGAAGAGGAAGGGACCAGUUCACAAGCAGAAGCUGCCAGAGUUCUGGCUGCUUCCUGGCCACAGAACCGAGAGACUAAAGAAGAACAGAAGCCCGAGUACACGAAGAUGACUCGGAGAAGGCGGGCGGCAGAGGCUUCCCAUCUCUUCCCAUUCGAGAAGCUAUGAAGCCAGUGUCCUCCAGGCCAGAGAAGGCAGAUAGCUGAUGGGCCUGGGGACUACAUGGAGGUUGUGCUGCAAAUCAGUUUGACACCAGCCCAGCCGGAUCCCCAUAGGGUGGUGCGGUAAGCUGCCCAGAGUCUACUCUGGUGUUUGGAACACUUUACUGGGAGAUACCCUCUGACCCCUGGACCUUGGUAUUCCUGUCUUUGGAAAUGGGAGUGAGUUUUAGAGGGUCUUAUUUGUUUUCCCAUCUGGUGUCAAAUUUAAAAUCCCUGUCUUAUAGUGAGGGCUGAGUUAUAUGCAUAUACCACCAUGCCUUAUCUAUCCUUUAUUUCUGUUUUUUUUUAAAUAGAAGUCACUGGGAAAUUAUGGGUAUUGGAGCAAUGAGAGGAAUCCUCCUUUAGUGCAGUUCACAUAUAGAAUGCUUGCUCUCCUCUCUCCUUCAGACCCAGGGCAUUUGCUUUUCAGGCCUGCCUGAGUCAGGUUUCCUGUACUGCCUGCUGCUCUUUUGUCAGAGAACACAGGUCAUCUCUUGUCAAGGCACUUUUGGGAUUUUACACUGACAGAAGACUAGAACAAAGCUAAAAAUCAAGAAUGAAAAAAAGAAAACAAAUAGAGAAUUAUGAAAAUGUUCAUAAAAGAUUAUUAGUUUUUGGCUACAUUUUAUUCAAUUCUGGUUACAUUUACUUUGUACUGGUGAUACAUUUUCUAAGCUGCUGUAUGUACUACUCAGGAAAGAGUCCUUUUAUAGAACCUACAGGAAAUAAAGAAUUUACCUAAAA